UGUUGGUCCAUCAGCGGAAAAAUUCCGGCAUUUCGGCGCGGCGCGACUCACGACGAACAUCAGAAAGCAGCGACUUCGAUGGAUUUCACCCGCGACAUGCAAAGAAGCUGAGAUCAUUAGAGAUCUACCAUCACAACACUCUUCGUCGUCAACAUGCCUCAAGCUCAGCCAGAAUUAAAAAAGUAUCUCGACAAGCGCAUCGAGGUUCAACUGAACGGAUCGCGCAAAGUCAUGGGCACACUGCGCGGCUACGAUGUCUUCCUCAAUAUCGUCCUCGACGAAGCUACCGAAGCGCGCCCCAACGGAGAAAAAGUCCGAAUCGGAAUGUGUGUGAUCCGCGGCAACUCCGUCGUCAUGCUGGAGGCGCUCGAUCGCAUUGGAGAUGACCACCACGGGCGAAGAUAAAAGGAAGCAGCAGCAGCAGCAGCAGCAGCAG
Molecule: messenger RNA, 436 nt
Organism: Dissoconium aciculare CBS 342.82
Lineage: Eukaryota; Fungi; Ascomycota; Dothideomycetes; Mycosphaerellales; Dissoconiaceae
Product: LSM-domain-containing protein
Exons: 3
Coding region: 154-405 (83 amino acids)
Biological process (GO): mRNA splicing, via spliceosome; spliceosomal snRNP assembly
Cellular component (GO): U2 snRNP; P granule; spliceosomal tri-snRNP complex
Molecular function (GO): RNA binding
Source: RefSeq, a predicted model, not a curated record